AUGUACUGGCUGCGACGUUUCACCAUAGUGACGGUGCCGCUCGCACUCAUCAUCUUCGUGGCCACCUACCUACCCGUUAUCCUCGAUCCCUCAAACAGAGGCCCCGAGAGUCGCGCUCGUGAUAGGCUCUGGGUCAGCAGCAGUCCCUACUUCUGGGACCGCCAGGCCUGCCGAUGGAUCAGUCUUUGUGGCCUGCACCACCUGAGAAGGGACCCUGCCGUGCUCCCGCCCAUCCUCGACGACGACCCUGAAGAUGACUAUCUGCGAGUGGAAUUGCGCAAACGCAUGGACCGUACGUGGGAGGAGGAUGCCGAGCUUAACGGCCCAAACCCUGAAAUGCGGAAAAGCAAGAGGUCGGAUAUGAAGAGAAACCCAAAGGAGCGACGGAGGAUCCUCAAAGACGUUCCCCAAUAUGUUCUCGAUCAUGCCCCGUUGGUACACCUCUACUCUGGCGAGCAAUUUUGGCCCUCCGACAUCCGCGAGCACAUCGAGCACAUGGUUGUCACGGUAGAUCAUAAACGAGUCAAUUUGACCGAGAAAGUAUCUCUGCACAACCUGCAGGCGCUCAACCGGUACGACAACCAGAUGGUCACGCUUCACAGCAAGGAGGACGUUGAAUCUCGACCAGAUUGGCUCCAUAGCCAUGCUAACCUGCCGAGCCCAUUCGACGACCCUGAUGCUUCUACGCCGCCUCCCGUAGGGAACGGUAGAAAGCCGCAUAGCGAGCCCGACACUUGGUUUGAUGUGGACAAGAAGCAUCCCGUGCAUCGCAUCUCGGAUCCCCGGGAUCACAACGUCCCCGCAUAUGCUCCCACGCCCAGCCCUGGCAAGGAGCAGCAACGCGUCAUCCCGCGCGGUCACAAACCAGACCCAGACGGCUACUCCAAAGCGCCAGCUACUCUUGUCCUUGUGGAUAAGGGCUCGGGCAUUGUUGAUGCUUUUUGGUUCUUCUUUUACAGCUAUAAUCUAGGGCAAACCGUGAUCGGCCUGCGGUUCGGAAACCAUGUGGGUGACUGGGAGCACUGCAUGGUGCGCUUUCAGAACGGCGUGCCCCGUGGUAUUUUCUUCUCCGAGCACGAGGGUGGUCAGGCGUACGCUUGGGAGGCUAUCGAGAAGCGUGGCAUCAGACCCGUCAUUUACUCGGCCGUUGGCUCCCAUGCCAUGUAUGCUUUACCCGGCAACCAUCCCUACGUUCUGCCCUUUAAAAUGCUCAAGGACGUUACGGAUAAGGGACCGCUAUGGGACCCCGCGCUGAACAACUACGCUUAUUUCUACGAUUAUACACUUGAAAACCCAAAAGACACCAUCGAGCACGAGGACGGCAUCGCAACGCAAGGUCUCACGCACGACACACACAGCUUCACCCCUGCGGCGUCCAAUCCGGAUGCUCCUGUUACGUGGCUGCACUACCAGGGCCGAUGGGGCGAUGAGACUUACACUCUCGCAGAUAUGCGACAGUGGCGUCUCUUUGGCCAGUACCACUAUGUGACGGGACCCAGCGGGCCUAAAUUCAAAAAUCUCGAGCGCCAGACGCUCUGCCCGGCGAGAAACUGCCGCCUGCUUUACGAGAUUGACCCCAAGGGCACUUGGUACCAUUAG
Messenger RNA from Trichoderma aggressivum f. europaeum, 1599 nucleotides. RefSeq lists its product as uncharacterized. The transcript has a single exon. NCBI's taxonomy places the organism in Eukaryota, Fungi, Ascomycota, Sordariomycetes, Hypocreales, Hypocreaceae. Bases 1 to 1599 code for a protein of 532 amino acids. The record is from RefSeq and is a predicted model, not a curated record.